Molecule: messenger RNA, 1787 nt
Organism: Aquila chrysaetos chrysaetos
Lineage: Eukaryota; Metazoa; Chordata; Aves; Accipitriformes; Accipitridae
Gene: GLO1
Product: glyoxalase I
Exons: 6
Coding region: 74-625 (183 amino acids)
Molecular function (GO): lactoylglutathione lyase activity; metal ion binding
Source: RefSeq, a predicted model, not a curated record
GCAGGCGGGGCGGAGCAGAGCACCGCCUUCCCGCGGUCACCACCACCUCCUCCUCCUCCUCUCCUCUCCUGACAUGGCGGCCCCGGCAGAGCUUAGCGGCCUCAGCGACGAGGCGGCCUAUGGCGCCUGCUCGGAGCCGGAUGCCAGCACGAAGGAUUUUUUGUUGCAGCAGACAAUGUUGAGAGUAAAGGAUCCUAAGAAGUCACUGGAUUUUUAUACAAGAGUUCUUGGAAUGACACUGCUUCAAAAAUUUGACUUUCCUACUAUGAAGUUCUCGCUCUAUUUCCUGGCGUAUGAAGAUAAAAAUGAUAUCCCGAAAGAUAAAACUGAGCGAACAGCUUGGACCUUCUCUAGAAAAGCUACACUUGAACUGACACACAACUGGGGCACUGAAAAUGAUGAAAAUCAGUCUUAUCACAACGGCAAUUCAGAACCCCGAGGAUUUGGACACAUUGGAAUUGCUGUCCCUGAUGUCAGUAAAGCUUGUAAGAGGUUUGAAGAACUAGGAGUGAAAUUUGUGAAAAAACCAGAUGAUGGUAAAAUGAAAGGACUUGCAUUUGUUCAGGAUCCUGAUGGCUACUGGAUUGAAAUUUUGAAUCCUAACCACAUGGUGACUCUCACUUAGUUCUAAUGAAAUAUAUUAUGUAGGAGAUGCCCACUAUCAGUCCCCUGGAGAAAAUCUGUAACAGGGUUUGUGAAAUUCUCGCUUAAUGGAGAGGAAUCAGUCGCAUUCAGAGUCUCCUCUAAAACUAUCCCCUGGGACCUCACUGUACUUGAAUUCCUUUUUUCUUGUCCUGUGGUACCACUGCAAUUUGUUUCCAAUUAGGAAUAUUCAACCAUUUUUUGGAAGAGCACCUACACAGAUUCUCCUCUUGAACAGUGUUUAUGUUAAUAUUUCACUAAACACUAUCAAAAGAUAAGUGACCAGAAAUUCACUGCAUCUCACUAACAACAACAAAAAAUCCUGUGUUACUACUGAUGAGCUUUAACAAGGAGUAAAAAAAACCACUUCAGAAUAUUUUUUUUAUGAAGUCAGAAGAUCCUGAAAGCUUCAUGCCCUAUCUUGUAUACUAGAAAAUAAAAUGUCAGACUAACUUUGACUUGAGUAGUAGCAUGUUAAUGAAAGUCCUAAGCUUACUUACAUUAUGCCAGGCAAAACUCUUUAAGGAGCAGCCUUAAACAGCCUUGCCUGGAACAAGAAGCUUUGUGGAGGCAAUAAAUCAGUCCAACAGAAGGAAUUCAGUCUUUCAGCUUCUGGCUGCUGAUUGACAGCAAAGAUAAGGGGUCUCAUAGUUGCUAACUCACAGUGAUCCUUCUUGUCUCUUGCAACACUAGAAAGAACUUGCUUGUAAUUUUUGUUUCAGUGAAAGUCUGGGACUAUAAAAUGCUCUGUACGUUCUGCAUUAGGAAAUUAAUGAAAAAGAGUAUGUGAAACAACAGUUUCCUACUAGGAGACAUUUUGAUCUGCCCUGUCAAAAUGAGUGACGGUUACUGAAACAAUACCUGUAAACAGCAGGAAGACAGGUAACAUUUACGUAUGUUACACAAAUUACUUGGUUUUGUGCUGUUGCAGCUGUUACGAAUGGUGUAAACCAUGUCAAGUUUUGAAAUCCUGUUGUUCCUUCCAACAAGGAAAGAAACUCUCUGCCCUGUCUUACUGUGGUCUUUAGGUGGUGCCUUAUCAGUGUCAUUCAUAUACAAUAGAUUCUUUCCCUUCUUGAGUUAUUUGUCAAGUUGCCUUUUUUUCUGCAACAAUAAACACUAUUGGUUCAUGGUUGCAUCCUCUA